GCCGAGGAACAAUUGGUGGGGAGACAACAGAGAGAGAGAAAGGGAUGAUAAGAUGGAAAAAGUGUGGGGAUGGUAUUCGGAGGAGAUGGAAGCUAAGGCUAAAGAGAGGCAUGCUAAGGAGGAUAAAUUGAAGGAGGAAGAAGAAAAGAGGAAGAUCCAAGCUGCAGAGGAGGAGCGCGCUAAGGCGAAAAGAGAGCCCGAAGAGUUCAAGCAGUCCAUCGGGAAGAUGGUCAGGGAGAGCAUGAAGGAAGUUUGUGCGAGAGAACAGUUGGAGAAGCAGAGGAGGGACGAGUUGGAAAAGCUCAGACAAGAGAAUGGUGACCUUGUGCGAAUAGCCUCCGGGAGAGCUAAUCGGGAGUUAGAUUCGAUCAAGGCGGAUAACCAAGCUCUGAUCCACGAUUUCUUGGCCCUUAAGAGUGAGGUCGAGCUCCUCAAGCGGAACAACAAGCGCACCUCGGAAGCAGUUACGAAGAAAAGUCCGCCCGUCGAGUCUGCAAAAGGGGUUCGCAGACCCCGGCUGAGUGGGCGAAGCUUGCAGAAGCAUACCGAAAGGUUCAUGACGAAAAGGAUAUGGCCGAACGAGAGGUCUCAGCGCUGAAGGAUAGGAUAAACAGGAUCAAGAUUG
This is a messenger RNA of Chara braunii, 625 nucleotides long. NCBI's taxonomy places the organism in Eukaryota, Viridiplantae, Streptophyta, Charophyceae, Charales, Characeae. The record is from the annotation of a GenBank genome assembly.